AUGGCCCCCUCCCUGCAUCCCCUCAUCGACAACGGCCUCACCAAAGGCAAUCCCAAUUUCCCCGGCGGCUCCCUCCACUGCAAAUGCGCCUCUGACCGCGUCACCGUGAAGCUCGCCAGCAACGUCGCCCACAACCACGCCUGCGGCUGCUCCAAGUGCUGGAAGCCCUCCGGCGCCCUGUUCUCCAUCGUCGGCGUGGUCCCUCGCGACGCCGUCUCCGUGACCGCCAACGGCCACAAACUCAAGAUCGUGGACCCCGAGGCCGCGAUCCAGCGUCAUGCCUGCACGAGCUGCGGGGUUCAUCUGAUCGGACGCAUCGAGAAGGAACAUCCCUUUAAGGGAUUGGAUUUCGUGCAUGCCGAGCUUUCGGAUGAGAAGGGGUGGCAGGAACCCCAGUUUGCUGGGUUCGUCAGCUCGAUUAUUGAGCAGGGAUUCAAUCCGAAUGGCAUGGAUGAGGUCCGCGGGAAGUUCAAGAGUGUUGGGCUGGAGACGUAUGACGCGUUGUCGCCGCCUUUGAUGGAUUUGAUUGCCACGUUUAUGGCGAAGAAGGCGGGUAAGUUGCCGGCUUAA
Molecule: messenger RNA, 570 nt
Organism: Aspergillus affinis
Lineage: Eukaryota; Fungi; Ascomycota; Eurotiomycetes; Eurotiales; Aspergillaceae
Product: S-(hydroxymethyl)glutathione synthase
Exons: 1
Coding region: 1-570 (189 amino acids)
Biological process (GO): formaldehyde catabolic process
Molecular function (GO): S-(hydroxymethyl)glutathione synthase activity; zinc ion binding
Source: RefSeq, a predicted model, not a curated record